Molecule: messenger RNA, 1812 nt
Organism: Zea mays
Lineage: Eukaryota; Viridiplantae; Streptophyta; Magnoliopsida; Poales; Poaceae
Exons: 1
Coding region: 40-1455 (471 amino acids)
Biological process (GO): RNA processing; mitochondrion organization
Cellular component (GO): mitochondrion
Molecular function (GO): mRNA binding; protein binding
Source: RefSeq, marked validated
CUCCCCCCUGUUCCCCUCGUCUCGUCGCCGCCUACGAAAAUGGCUGCGCUCGCGACACUCCUCCGCCACAGCCGCCGCAGCCAUGCCCACGUCCUCCCCAUCUCCCGUGCGCUCUCCACCACCACCCCGACCACCGGCGGCACCGAUCCCGUUGCCAUCACGUUGUCGGACGCCAAGAGACAACUCCUCCGCGAGCGCGAUCCGGACCGCGUGGUCUCCAUCCUCGACGCCAUCGACACGGCGUCCAUCUCCGCUGCUUCCACCCGGCACGCGCUCUCCCUCGCCGCGCGCCGCCUUUCUCGCUCCCGCCGCUUCGCUGACGCGGAGGCCCUCCUCUCCUCCCAUCUCACCGCGUCCACCACCGAGGCCCACCUCGCCGCCGUCCUGUGCUCCUACGCCUCCGCCAACCUCCCCGAGAAGGCCAUCGACGCGUUCCGCUCCGCUGCGCCGUCCCUUCCAACCCCCAACUCCCCGCUCCCCUUCAACGCCCUCCUCUCCACCUUCAUACGAUGUCGCCGCUACAGACGCGUCCCUGUCCUCUUCGCUGAGCUCUCCAAGGAGUUUUCCAUCACCCCCAAUGCCACAUCCUAUGGCAUCCUUGUCAAGGCCUACUGCAUGGCCCGCGAUGAUGCUAAGGCCAAGCAGGCCUUGGAUCUAAUGCGCGAGCAAGGUAUCUCGCCGACCAACAGGAUCUACACCACGUUGAUCGAUUCCAUGUAUAAGAGGAAGAUGACCAAUGAGGCUGAGUCUUUGUGGAAAGAGAUGGUAGAAAGUGAAUGUGAGCCCGAUGUGGCAACUUAUAAUGUGAAGGCCAUGUACUACGCGCUCCAUGGAAAGCCAGAAGAGGUUAUGGAGGUGAUGACAGAGAUGGAAGCGGCUGGUGUGAAGCCGGACACCACCACCUACAAUUUCCUCAUGACUAGCUAUUGCAAGAGUGGCAAAUUGGAGGAUGCUAAGGUUCUUUACCACUCCCUAGCUGAGAAGGGGUGCUCGGCAGAUGCUGCCACGUACAAGCACAUGUUAGCAGAACUCUGUGCCUAUGGAGACUUUGAUGCUGGUUUGGGCAUCUUCAAGGAUAGCUUAAAGAGGCGUAAGGUGCCAGAUUUUAGAACAAUGAAAGGGUUGGUUGAGGGAUUGGCAAAGGGAGGCAGGGUGGCUGAUGCCAAAGAGGUUGUUGCAGAGGUAAAAAAGAUGUUCCCAGAGAAUUUGCUGUCUGGUUGGAAGAAGGUUGAGAAAGAGCUUGGGUUGGACUCAGAUAGUGGAGAAACUCCUCUGUUGGAAGUUACAUCUGGAGAAACUGUUGCUGAGGUUAGGCCCGAUGCUGCAGAGGUAGAGGCACUUGAGCUCGAAGGAUCUGCCGCUGAGGAAGUUACUGUAUCAGAAGAAUCCAGUGAUGAUGAAGCUUAUGUGCCUGAAGCAUCAUCUAGUGAAGAAGUGCCACAAGGUCGUGCCUAAGUGGUAUUGCCAUGUUAUUCAAGUUUCAUGGGUGGUGUUUGCAUUGAUCACAUUCUCUACACAAAAGAAUUGUUAAUGCUGCCCUGUAAUGGUAAACAUUAGAUUUUCAAUACAUGCUCCUGAGCUGCUAACAUGGCCAACUCCUGGGAUAAAAGCAUACCUGGUAUGCCUGCUGUUACUAUGCUAAGAGGCUAUUGUUUUGGUGAUACGUACCUUGUCAUUUUAUAUGAUAAAACACAUUGUGCUUUGCAGUUCUCUUACCGCUCUGGUUUGUAUUACUGUUUAAUUUGCACUGCUAAAGACAGUCAAGUAGCAGUUUGAUGUUAUGAAUGGCUGAAUCAUUUGACCACAAUAUUU